Messenger RNA from Pipistrellus nathusii (Nathusius's pipistrelle), 1326 nucleotides. The record is from the annotation of a GenBank genome assembly. Lineage: Eukaryota; Metazoa; Chordata; Mammalia; Chiroptera; Vespertilionidae.
AUGGAGGAGGAGGGCAAGAAGGGCAAGAAGCCUGGCCUCGUGUCGCCCUUCAAGCGGGUCUUCCUCAAAGGGGAGAAGCACCGGGACAAGAAGGCCCACGAGAAGGUGACGGAGCGGCGGCCGCUGCAUACGGUGGUGCUGUCGCUGCCCGAGCGCGUGGAGCCUGACCGGCUGCUGAGCGACUACAUCGAGAAGGAGGUGAAGUACUUAGGUCAGUUAACGUCCAUUCCAGGGUACCUGAACCCGUCCAGUAGGACCGAGAUCCUGCACUUCAUAGACAACGCCAAGAGAGCCCACCUGCUGCCCGGACACCUGACGCCGGAGCACGACGCGGUCAUCAGCCUGUCGGCCUACAACGUGAAGCUGGCCUGGCGGGACGGCGAGGACACCAUCCUGCGGGUGCCCAUUCACGACAUCGCCGCCGUGUCCUACGUGCGGGACGACGCCUCGCACCUGGUGGUCCUGAAGACAGCCCAGGACCCCGGCAUCUCCCCCAGCCAGAGUCUGUGUGCAGAAAGUUCCAGAGGCCUCGCCACGGGCUCCCUGUCUGAGAGUGCAGUGGGGCCCGUGGAGGCCUGCUGCCUGGUGAUCCUGGCCGCUGAGAGCAAGGUGGCGGCGGAGGAGCUGUGCUCGCUGCUGGGGCAGGUGUUCCAGAUCGUGUACACCGAGUCCACCAUCGACUUCCUGGACAGAGCCAUAUUCGAUGGGGCCUCCACCCCCACGCACCACCUGUCCCUGCACAGCGAUGACUCCUCCACCAAAGUGGACCUGAAGGAGCCGUACGAGGCGGACGCCAGCAGCUUCUCCUUCCCCGAGUGCGUGCCCACCGCGCCCCACGCCAAGACGGUCAGCGAGAGCGAGCUGAGCGCCACGGCCGCCGAGCUGCUGCAGGACUACAUGCUCACGCUGCGCACCAAGCUGUCCUCGCAGGAGAUCCAGCAGUUCGCGGCGCUGCUGCACGAGUACCGGGACGGCGCCUCCGUGCACGAGUUCUGCAUCAACCUGCGGCGGCUCUACGGCGACAGCCGCAAGUUCCUGCUGCUGGGCCUGCGGCCCUUCAUCCCCGAGAAGGACAGCCAGCACUUCGAGAACUUCCUGGAGACCAUCGGCGUGAAGGACGGUCGCGGCAUCAUCACCGACAGCUUCGGGCGGUACCGGCGGGCCGUGAGCUCCACCUCCACCUCCACCUCCAACGGCAACCGCGUGGCCGGCAGCUCCGACGACCAGUCCGCGCCCUCGGAGGGCGACGAGUGGGACCGCAUGAUCUCCGACAUCAGCAACGACAUCGAGGCGCUGGGCUGCAGCCUGGACCCCGACUCGGCCUAG